This is a messenger RNA of Castor canadensis (American beaver), 1093 nucleotides long. The record is from RefSeq and is a predicted model, not a curated record. Lineage: Eukaryota; Metazoa; Chordata; Mammalia; Rodentia; Castoridae.
AUGGACCACAGGGAGGUCAUCCUCCUGCUUCUUUUAUUUCUGAAAUCAGGUCAAGGAGUCUCCCUGGAAGACUAUGUAAACACCCAAGGAGCAUCCCUGUUUAGUGUCACCAAGAAGCAGUUUCAAGCAGGAGGCAUAGUCGACUGUGCAGUAAAGUGUGAGGAGGAAACUGAAUUCAUUUGCAGGUCGUUCCAAUAUCACAGUAAAGAGCAACAAUGUGUGAUCAUGGCCGAAAAUAGCAAGUCUUCCUCCGUCAUUAGGAUGAGAGAUGUUGUUUUAUUUGAGAAGAAAAUGUAUCUUUCAGAGUGCAAGAUUGGCAAUGGGAAGAGCUACCGAGGUACCAUGUCCAAGACGAAAAGCGGUGUUACCUGUCAAAAGUGGAGUGCCUCUUUCCCCCACAAAACUAACUUUUACCCUGAGAAAUAUCCCACAGAGGGACUGGAGGAGAACUACUGCAGGAACCCUGACAGCGAUGAGAAUGGCCCCUGGUGCUACACGACCAACCCAGACCAGAGGUUCGACUACUGUGACAUUCCUGAAUGUGAAGAUGAAUGCAUGCAUUGCAGUGGAGAGAAUUAUCAGGGCAAGAUCUCCAAGACCAUGUCUGGACUUGAAUGCCAGGCCUGGGACUCUCAGAGCCCACAUGCUCAUGGAUACAUUCCUUCCAAAUUUCCAAACAAGAACUUGAAGAUGAAUUACUGUCGGAACCCCGAUGGGGAGCCCCGUCCCUGGUGUUUCACUACCGACCCCAAUAGACGCUGGGAGCUCUGUGACAUCCCUCGCUGCCCAACUCCUCCACCCACUUCUGGUCCAACCUACCAGUGCCUGAAGGGAAGAGGUGAAAGCUACCGAGGAAAGGUGUCUGUCACCAAGUCUGGUCACUCCUGUCAGCGCUGGAGUGAGCAGACCCCUCACAAACACAACAGGACACCAGAGAACUUCCCAUGCAAAGAUUUGGAUGAAAACUACUGUCGGAACCCUGAUGGAGAAACAGCUCCCUGGUGCUACACAACUGACAGCAAUGUGAGGUGGGAGCAUUGUAACAUUCCUUCCUGCGAGUCUUCGGCCCACCCCGAUCCUGCAGAUACCUCAG